CAUCUGGUGGUGUCAGAAGAGUACAAAACACUACGGUAAGAAUUAAAAAUGGCGGCAAACACAAGGGAUAAUUCAAGUGGCAGCUCCAAACACAAACCUCGACAAGAGCGUUUUUCUGUGCAAACAGCAUUGGAGCAAUUUUGGCUAAAUGAUGGAGACAACUCAGAUUUGGAAGACUUGUCUGACAACGAUGAUCCCAUCCUGGAUGCCAAUUACCAACCCCGAACACAGGAACGAAGCAGCAGUGAGGAUGAGGAUGACAGUAGUGAUGAUGAGGACCCCAUUCCUCAGCCCACUGAGCACAGCAGAGGACGUAAACGUCUCCGUGGUGCAAAUAAUGGAGCCUGUCCAUGCAGACAAUAUCUGCCAAUGAAGCCAAACCCAGUUGGCAUCAAGAACUUCGUUUGUGCUACAGCAGAUGGCAUUGUGCUGGACUUUGAUCUGUAUCAAGGUACAGGUGCACUGCUUGAGCAGGUCGAAGAAGAGGUGGGCCUGGGGUUGGGGGGCUUAGUCUUGGCUCGUCUGUGUCAAACUCUGCAUCGUGGCACAAAAGUGUAUUGUGACCGGUUCUUCACAAGCAUCCGAGGUGUGGAACAAAUGAUGAAGAAGGAGAUGUACAUUACUGGUACAAUAAUGAAGAACAGACUCGCUGGCGCGAAGGAGAAGCUACCCUCUGACAAAACCAUGAAAAACACAGGAAGAGGUACCUCAUCAGAACUUUCCACUGAAGACGGAAAGUUGUGUGUAGUGAAGUGGUAUGACAACAAACCAGUAUUGAUGAUGUCUGUUGUUCAUGGCACAGAGCCUGAAGACACCUGCCAGCGCUGGGACAAGAAAUUGAAACAGUAUGUGACUGUCUCGCGACCAAGCAUUGUCCGUGAGUACAACCUCAAGAUGGGUGGAGUGGAUUUGAUCGAUAGAAUGAUUAGCUACUAUCGCAUGAGCGCCCGUACUAAGAAGUGGACGAUGCGGAUGCUAAUGCACUUCACAGAUCUGGCUUUAGGUAACAGCUGGCUACUCUACCGCAAAGACCUCGCAAUAUGUGCUGCACCAAAGAAGAGCAUCAUGCAGUUCCUUGAGUUCCGUACAGAAAUUGCUACGACCCUCUUGGCCCAGCAUCACGGUCAAGGAAGCCAUGCAGACCUCUCUGAACAGUCAGAGGAAGAAGACAACUCAAAUCAAGGGAACAAACGUCCUGUGACGGCAGUGCCCCAUGUCUCGGUCCGCAGGAGGGCGAAUGCCCAUCUCCCAGAGAUGAUCAGCCUGAAGAACGCGACGCGCUGCAGGGUAGCAGGCUGCACUGGAAGAACCCGAGUGCGUUGUGUGACCUGCAAAGUGUUCUUGUGCUUGCAAGGCGAUCGCAACUGUUACACAGCCUUUCACACAUAG
This is a messenger RNA of Eleginops maclovinus (Patagonian blennie), 1389 nucleotides long. RefSeq names its product piggyBac transposable element-derived protein 3-like. The record is from RefSeq and is a predicted model, not a curated record. Lineage: Eukaryota; Metazoa; Chordata; Actinopteri; Perciformes; Eleginopidae. The transcript is spliced from 3 exons. The coding region runs from base 49 to 1389 and encodes 446 amino acids.